Messenger RNA from Phyllostomus hastatus (greater spear-nosed bat), 489 nucleotides. Its product is annotated as signal recognition particle 9 kDa protein-like. Gene Ontology annotation, biological process: SRP-dependent cotranslational protein targeting to membrane. Gene Ontology annotation, molecular function: 7S RNA binding. The coding region runs from base 1 to 489 and encodes 162 amino acids. The record is from RefSeq and is a predicted model, not a curated record. NCBI's taxonomy places the organism in Eukaryota, Metazoa, Chordata, Mammalia, Chiroptera, Phyllostomidae. The transcript has 2 exons. Gene Ontology annotation, cellular component: signal recognition particle, endoplasmic reticulum targeting.
AUGUGCUCAGCAAUAAGAGGAAAGUCAGAUUUCAGAUUUUGUCCAGAGUGCCUGGUGGGCUUCUGCUGUGAGCAGAAGCUGGUUCCAUUUAGUAGUGCUAGUCCAAUCAGAAACCUCAGGAAAGAGACUGAUCUUGGCUUAAAAAUCAGCAAAGCCAAUUACUCAGGUCAAAGAAGGUUCACCUUGCCUCCCACUUCUGUUCUGCUGGGAGAGGGGCCCACCAUCCCGCAGUAUCAGACCUGCAAGAAGUUCAGUCUCCAAGCCAAGAAACUCUACCUUGCCAACCUUAUGAAAGCAAGUGUGGUUCUCAAAUAUAGGCAUUCUAUAGGUAUUAAAGUAACAGAUGGUUUAGUUUGCUUGGUGUAUAGACCAGACAAGGUUCAAGAUGUAAAGAAGAUUGAGAAAUUCCAUGGUCAACUGAUGCAACUUUUGGUAGCCAAGAAAUCCUACAGUGUUACUAUGGAAACAGACCAUCUGGAUUUGAAAUGA